CUUUCUGAUAACACUCGCCCAGUUUGUAUAUAAAUGGCUGCCAUUUGUUGUUCAGGUUUUGUAUUUGCUGUAAAGGUUCAGUAAUUCAGCUCACAGUGACUUAGGAUGGCCUCUGAGGAUCUUGUUCUUCUCCUACCCCUCCCUCGCCUCCAGCAGCUGGCCCGUGAUUGGCUGGCAGAAGAUGCUCCAUGGCUGGAUGUGGCUGGGUGGGCAGCUUCUCAUGGAAGAGGUGACUUACAGGAAGAGGCGGUGUUACUGUGUAAAUCUGCUGGGGUGUUAGCGGGAAGCCCAUUCUUUCAAGCAGUUUGUGAAGAAGCUGGGUGCUCUGUGAGUUGGAAACACAAAGAAGGGGAAUGGCUAGAGCCUGUUACACAGGUGGCAACUGUCAGGGGUCGGAUCAAUGACAUUCUCCUAGCUGAGCGUCCAGCUCUCAAUGUUUUAUCUCGUGUGAGUGGAGUAGCCACCCUGGCCAGGAAAGUGACACAGAGCGCAAAAGGUGCAGGAUGGUCUGGACAAGUAACGGGGACCAGGAAGACUACACCUGGCUUCCGUCUGCCUGAGAAGUAUGCCUUGCUGGUGGGUGGAGCUGGGACUCAUCGAUAUGGAACUAGUGACCUGCUCAUGCUAAAGGACAAUCACGUAUGGGCAAUGGGUGGAAUCACUGAGGCUGUGGCGGGCGUGCGCUCUCUCAUUGGUCACACACUGAAGGUGGAGAUUGAGUGUCGCUCUCUGGAGGAAGCAUUUGAAGCUGCAGCAGCCGGAGCUGACAUUGUUAUGUUGGACAAUCUGUUCCCUGAGUCACUCCAUGAAGCUGCUCUUGCGUUAAAGACAAGACAUCCAGAUGUGGUGGUGGAAGCCUCAGGGGGUGUUUCCCCUCACAACCUUCUGCAAUUCCUUGGACCUCAUAUUGACAUGAUCUCCAUGGGAUGUCUCACUCAGGGCCCCCCAAGUGUUGACUUCUCUCUCAAACUUGCCAAAGGCUUGCAGACUCGACCUGUGACCACCAUGGCGCCCGUACCUGAGUGAGCACUUCCCUAUAGACUGUCUGUCUGUUCCCAGGCUAUAUAUUGUAUAUCUGUAAACCCAGGAAUAAAUGCAUGCAAUGUCUG
Messenger RNA from Pelobates fuscus (common spadefoot toad), 1109 nucleotides. RefSeq names its product quinolinate phosphoribosyltransferase (gene QPRT). Gene Ontology annotation, cellular component: cytoplasm. The coding region runs from base 106 to 1026 and encodes 306 amino acids. Gene Ontology annotation, molecular function: nicotinate-nucleotide diphosphorylase (carboxylating) activity. The transcript has 5 exons. Gene Ontology annotation, biological process: quinolinate catabolic process; NAD+ biosynthetic process. Lineage: Eukaryota; Metazoa; Chordata; Amphibia; Anura; Pelobatidae. The record is from RefSeq and is a predicted model, not a curated record.